UCUGGACAAUUUUUACAGAAGGUGUAAACGCUCCAUUAGAGAGACGUUAUAGAAUAUUUGCAUAUGUAUUGAUAUGUGUAUUAAAUCUAUUUUCCGAAAAUGUGAAAUUAUCGUUAUCGUUCUGAAAUUUUUAAAGUUCUAUUUCACUUCAUAUACAAAGUGUUUGUUUUCAAGUGCAUUAACAGGCCUUUAAUGUAAAAAGUCAUAACAACAUAAUGUGCGAUGCUCCAUGUAAAUAUUUGGGAAAAUAUUAACAAAUCGUGAGGAGAGUGGAAUCUGUAUACACAGUGAAGCAUAUUUUAGAUAAUGGAGUGUCAGUGUUUGCAAUCAUUGAGAAACAUUACUACGAAUAACGAAGAAAAAAAGGUCAAAGGAGAACGGAAGAAUUUAGGAGGUAAAAUUAAAACAAGACAAGAUGUUAAGGAAAAAAGUACGUGAAAUUCCAAGGAAAAAUUCAUAAGCAAUGGAUGAGAUUCGCAGUCGUCUCUCACAAAUAUCAGAUCCAAUUAGUCGAAUAACUUCGGACUUUGGCUCAAAUUCAGCGCCAUGCAGUCCACGUCUUCGUGUUCGAGUUCACGACUCAUCGCCAGAAGAAGGAGGAGGAGGAGGUGGUGGACGAGGAGGAGUAUCGUCCGGUGAAUCCGAUGGAUCACGUGGACGAGCCGAGUUCAUUGGCUCAGAGAGUCCGAGAUUUAAUUCACGGCGAAUUUGUCAGGCACCAGUGCCACCGCCUCGACCACGGAAUAAAGACAUAAAUAUAUCGCCACGCGAUUCACCUUACGUUAAUGUUCAAAAUCUUCUCUUCCAUAAAAAUGAUAAUUCAACGCAAGCGGCGCGAAAUGCAGGAUACGUUGAAUUAAAAGACAGCAGUGGUGGUGACAGUGGCAAAAGGUCAUUUAAAUGCAGUCCCUAUACAUUCACAUCCGAGUCAAGUGGUCAAGUUGAAUAUGCAGAUAAAAGGAUAUUCGAUCAACAAACUGGUUUUGGACAGAAAUCCUUUGAGAACAAAGCGAGCGAUUUACAGAAUUUCAGUUUAAAUUCGCCAUACGAUAUUGCAUUGUCAACGAGUCGCGGUGGUAAUUUUGAACGAUCAUUUUCGUUUAGCAAUAAAAAACAUUAUCAACAAGAUGGAGGGAGUCAACAUUAUUCGGGAGAUAAUCAAUUAUUUGUGGAUAAAACACCGUCAAGUGCCAGUGGAACAAUGGAUGGGAAAAGGGAAUCUAGUUUUGUUUACAGUGCCUCGAAAAGUUUCGAUGGAUUUUCAAAUACCGUCGAGGAAUUUAAUUGGCAGGAACGAUGUUUGGAACUUCAAUUAGAACUCCAUAGGAGUCGGAGUCAGGCGACGAGAAUUCGAGAUAUGCUGCGUGAAAAGCUCUCGGAACUUGAACAACGAGUCUUGGAAGCUGAGAGCAGAGCUGACGAUGCUGAAGAUAAGGUGCGCAUGAUGGAGGAACGCUUAGUAAAAGGUGAAUAUUGCCUAAGUGCUUCAAGAGUUGGUUCUCCUCCACAUUCAUUGCCAUCAACUUCUGCCUCUCAAAGUGAUACAAUCGAAGACGUUCAUUGCGCGUGUAUAUCGAAAUUGGAGACACAGGUGGAGGAACAGAGACAAUUACGUUUGCAAGACGCAAGACAAGUUGAAGCAAAAGCCGCAAGAAUUAAGGAAUGGGUAACAAAUAAACUUCGCGAGCUUGAACAACAAAAUCAACAUCUCCGAGAACAAAAUAAUAAAUGCAAUCAACAAUUGGAAUUAUUACGAAAUCACAUAACUAACAUUGGAUUGAGACCACCUAUUUCUUCGAGAGGAUUAUUGUCUCUUGAAGUUGAUCCUAUGCUGCGGAGACAAUCCGAAAAUCUUGAAGAAUCAUCGCAAACGGUAGCGGAAGAUAUUCAAAGUGUUUCCGAAUCGCAAACAGGUUUAAGGCACAGAAGGCAUUUAUCGGUUUGCGGAAAUAUUCAAGGAGUCAUUAACACCAGCAAUAUGGAUUCGAGUUUGUUAUCCGAGGAACUGGCGGCAGCGGUGGAAAAUUUGGUAAUGUUACCAAGUAUGACUGGAGUAUCGGAUUCAAGUAGAAACAGUAAUUCGGAAACAAUUCACGAUUAUGCUGAAAUAUACACUCCAAGUAGAGAGGGAAUUAAUUGGAAUCAACCCACGAGUCAAGAUCCACGACCACCUACGCCUCCGCUUCAUAGGUUUCCUAGUUGGGAAGCAAAAAUUUAUCAGAUUGCAGACGGUGGAUUGGGCAUUGGUCCUCCUACCAAUGAAGAAUCUGCGCCAUCAACAACAAAUACAAAUUCCUCAAAGUAUUCGCAAGCAAUGGGACAUAAUUUGGCAGCACAUAAUUCUCAAGGAUAUUGCGAUAUAUCCGUUCCGGUUUACGCCACCGUCAAAGGUCGCGCGAGUCAAAUCAGAUCGAUUCCAUUUGGCGAUAGUUCUGACGAUAGUUCCGACGGCGAAGAUCAUCCAAAUCAGCUCGAAUCAAAUACGAGAAUAACAAACAGUUCGUCUGAUAAUACGGAUUCGUCACUUGCGAGUAGCAGCAGUCCAUCGAAAAGUGUUAAAACAACGAGCAGUUUGAGUCCGGCGAAAAGAAGUUCGAAUGGCUCGCCAAGCAAAAGUGUCAAGCGUGAUACAUCUUUAGAAUCGGGAUUGUCUGAAGAUUACGCAAUACCUCCCGACGCUCUCAGUUUAACGUCAUUAGAAUCCAGUAUUCCUAAUUUAUUAAUGCGAGUCUCCGGCGAUAGUCCGAAACGACAGGAGUCUCUAGAGAAAGCCGGUCAAUUGGCAAAACUUGGCGGCAAACUGAAAACGUGGAGAAAACGGUGGUUUGUACUGAAGAACGGCGUAUUAACUUAUUGGAAGAGCCAGAAUGAUAUUAAUCGUAAACCGCAAGGGCAAAUUAUUUUAGAUGACGUCUGCAGAAUAAAUAGAGCCGAUGGUGCAGCUACUUUCGAAAUAGCGACGGGGAAAAAGACUUAUUAUUUAACAGCCGAUUGUAUUGCGACUAUGGAGGAUUGGAUAAGAGUUUUACAGAAUAUUCAAAAACGAAAUGCAACAAAACUCUUGUUAAACGGCGAAGAGAAUAAGCCGACAAUUCAAGGAUGGCUCACGAAAGUCAAAAAUGGUCACUCAAAGAAAUGUUGGUGCGUUCUUAUCGGGAAAAUGUUUCUUUAUUUCAAGUGUAUGAACGAUACGAAUCCAAUUGGUCAGAUAAAUAUGAGAGAUGCUCGCGUGGAGGAAGUGGAACACGUAUCGGACAGCGACAGCGAGGAAAGAGAUUCUGAAUGUCCUUAUGAGCGAACGAUUGGAAUAUUUCCAACGCAUCAGUGUCCAACUUAUUUAUUAAUUCCACACAAACAGGACAAGGACAAUUGGCUCUAUCAUUUAACAGUCGUUUCCGGUGGUGGACCAAAUGCAGGAACACAAUACGAACAACUAGUACAAAGAUUGAUGGAAACUGACGGCGAUCCGAGUUGUGUUCUUUGGAGACAUCCUCUACUUUUACACACUAAAGAAAACAUCACUAGUCCAUUAACCAGUUUGAAUUCCGAAUCAUUACAAACUGAAGCUAUUAAAUUAUUCAAGGCGUGCCAAUUAUUUAUGUCAGUGGCAGUGGAACAGGCGGGAAUCGACUAUCACGUGGUUCUUGCACAAAAUGCAUUGCAGCAGUGUUUGGAUCAACCUGAACUCCAGUCGGAAUUCAUUUGUGCAUUGGUAAAGCAGACAAGUCGUCACGUUCAGCAACGAUUAGGCGUACAGGUAAAAAAGGCCGCAAGACUAGUGUCGCUGGGUACUGCGCGCGUUCAACUCCUACUAUGCGCAACGCAAUCUCUCUUCACCUGCGAUACGCAAAACCCCGCGGCAAACGGCGGUGGUGAAAAUGCGGACGUUCUGUCGACGGCUUCCACUUCUCACAGUCCUCCGCUCACACAGGGACAUUCAACGUCAAACGUCCUCGAGUGCAAAACGAAUCCAGCCCAAUAUGUUCUGGUCCAAGGAUGGCAACUAUUGGCACUCGCCGUCUCAUUAUUUUUGCCCCGAAAUAAUCGUCUUCUAUGGUACCUGAAAUUACACCUUCAAAGAAACGCCGACUCCAAAACCGAAUGUGGCAAGUAUGCGGCGUACUGCGAAAGAGCUUUGGAGAGAACAUUGCAGAAUGGCGGAAGGGAAGUGAAACCAUCGAGAAUGGAAGUGCUGUCGAUUUUAUUGAAAAAUCCCUAUCAUCAUUCAUUGCCACACGCGAUACCUGUUCAUUUUUUGAAUGGCACUUAUCAGGUUGUAAGCUUCGAUGGAAGUACAACAAUCGAGGAAUUUCUCUCGACGUUAAAUCAGGAGAUUGGUUGCCGUGAUGUUCAUCAAUCUGGUUUCACUCUAUUCAGCGACGAUCCAAUUGAAAAAGAUCUCGAACACUUUAUUGAUCUUCAAUCAAAGUUGUGUGACAUAAUUUCAAAGUGGGAAACCGCCUUGAGGGAGAAGGGAUCGGGCAAAUUUGAAAAUACAAGAGUUAUACAAUUGACGUACAAAUCGAGAUGCUAUUGGCGGCAUGCGGCGAAAAUGGAGACAGAUCGAGAAAGACUUUUAUUGUGUUAUCAAGUAAAUCUUCAAGUGGUGCAAGGAAAAUUUCCUCUGAAUCGCGAAUUAGCUUUUGAAUUAGCAGCACUGAUGGCUCAGAUUGACUUUGGAGAAUAUAAUACUGAUAAGGUGCGAGGGAGUGGACAAGGCAGUGGUAAUCAUCUCGUUUUGCAAGCACUAGAUAAGUUUUACCCCAUUAGGUAUCGGUCUAAUAUAACUGCUGAUCAACUCAGAGAUUUACAAGAAAAAUUGCAGGAGAAGUGGAUUUCACUUAGAGGACGCAGUACUUUAGAUUGUGUUAGAAUAUAUUUAACUUGUACAAGAAAAUGGCCUUUCUUCGGUGCAACCUUAUACCAAGGGAAGAUAAAGCAAAGUGAACAAAUUACCCUUUGGAUUGCUGUUUCUGAGGACAGUGUGACUUUAUUAGAAACACAAACAAUGGCAGUGAGAUGUCGUUAUAAUUAUUCGAAUAUAAUUACUUUUGGAGGAUGUUUAGACGAUUUUAUGUUAGUAGCAUGUCCAGACGAAGGUGCUGCAGAACAAAAGCUUUUGUUUAUUCUCAGUAAACCGAAGAUUUUAGAAAUAACACUUCUGAUUGCUGAUUAUAUGAAUGCCUUGGGUCACACAUUGCCUGGAACACCACAAAUGAAUACUUUAACGAGAAAUGGUUCUCAUAGAUCUCUCAAGUCUACAAUAAAACUCCAGACUGGUUCAAGCUGUCUUCCAACUCAACCUGACAUUCUGAAAUCAACUCCAGACCAACAAAGACAUUAAUAAAUUAUUUCAUGUAUUUAUAUAUCAUUGAUUAGAGUACCUCAGAAGUUUAUAAUAAUUUGUAAACAUUCUGGUUAUAUAAAAGCUUUAAAAACAAAAACUACAUCAUAGGCUUCAAUUUAAAUAUUGAAGUUAGAACUGAAAGAAGCUAAUUAAAAAAAAACAAUACGAUGUGAAUGUAUUAUAAAAUUGUGCUGUAUGUUUAAAACUUAUUCUUGACUUCUGUAUUUCAUUAGAUUGUUAAGAAAUGUUUUUGCGAAACAACGAGUAAUACGUUGGGAUUUCAUGUUAGGGUCACAAAUAAGUAAUGAUGAAUUUUUCACAUCUUUUUAUUUUUAAAAAAUGUUCAUAUACAUUUUUUCAAGCAUGUAAAAAGUUUUCUUUUGAAUUCUAUUUUAUUGAUCGGGAAAUUGAGAGCUAAAAAGCAUUUUAAUUUUAAUUUUAAUUUUAAUUUUAAUUUUAACUUUAUGAAUCGAUAUUUAUUUAAAUUUAUCAUUACUUGUUCGUUAAUCCAAUGACUGGCAGCAAAAACUAAAGACGUGCGUGUAAGAUAUUUCUAAACAAAAAGAAAAAAAAAAUUAUCCCGAACACUGCCAAAUAAUCAGUGACUAUAAUUAUUAUCAUUCACAAGAAGAAAAUCGUUAGUUGUUUUUUGGUAUUGUAUUUAUAGAAUGCGAAAAAUUGAUAAGAACUAA
Leptopilina heterotoma is the source of this 6039-nucleotide messenger RNA. RefSeq lists its product as uncharacterized. The coding region runs from base 464 to 5344 and encodes 1626 amino acids. The record is from RefSeq and is a predicted model, not a curated record. The transcript has 21 exons. Gene Ontology annotation, cellular component: cytoskeleton. NCBI's taxonomy places the organism in Eukaryota, Metazoa, Arthropoda, Insecta, Hymenoptera, Figitidae.